AUGACAAGCUUAGUCCGAAAGGUUGACACAAAUGGCUACACCAUUUUACACCAUGCUGCGGACAUGGAGGAAGAGACUACACAAAUUAACCCUGAAGGACCUCGUGCAGAGGAGGUAACACUCUUCCACUACGCCAUGUUGCGCGACAAGAAGGAAAACAAGACUUGCGAAGAGCUAUUCAAAACGAAGCACAAUGAACUACUCAAGCAAGCACAGCAAUGGAGAAAAGACACUCCUCACUCUUGCUCUGCAGUGGCUGUUCUCGUUGCUAGCGUGGCCUUCACAGCUGCCUACACUGUACCAGGGGGCUCCAAUGAGAAGGGAUUUCCAGUUUUCCUCAACAACACUCUCUUCUUGGUUUUCACAGUCAUGGACGCUAUUGCUUUAACUUGCUCCUUGACCUCCAUUGUAAUGUUCUUGUCCUUCCUCACAUAG
Molecule: messenger RNA, 435 nt
Organism: Mangifera indica (mango)
Lineage: Eukaryota; Viridiplantae; Streptophyta; Magnoliopsida; Sapindales; Anacardiaceae
Product: ankyrin repeat-containing protein ITN1-like
Exons: 2
Coding region: 1-435 (144 amino acids)
Source: RefSeq, a predicted model, not a curated record